UCGAUUCAAUAAGUAAAAAUGUUCUUCGAACAAUAAGAACUGAAGGAAUGCGUUUAGCUUGUGCUUGUUGGACAGGAAAGGGAGAACUUAGUUGUGGUUCUAGAAAUGGAAAAAUUUAUCAUCACGAUGUUAGAAUGCCUAAAUCUUUGAUUAGCGUUUUCUCUUCUCACUCCAGCGAAGUUUGUGGUCUUAAAUGGAGUCCAGACGAACACUUUCUUACAAGUGGGGGUUCUGAUUGUUUAGUACAUGUUUGGGAGAAGACACAAUUAUCUAAUUUUAAUGCGCCUCCUCUUUACCGAUUUGAUGAUCACAUUGCAGCGGUUAAAGCUAUUGAAUAUGUUUGUACCUCAAAUAGGCCUCGGCCCUUCCAAUUUGGUAGCCACUGGAGGAGGAACGCGUGACCACACAAUUCGUUUCUGGGAUCUUAAUGAUGGCUCG
Molecule: messenger RNA, 438 nt
Organism: Meloidogyne enterolobii
Lineage: Eukaryota; Metazoa; Nematoda; Chromadorea; Rhabditida; Meloidogynidae
Source: the annotation of a GenBank genome assembly